AUGCCUGGUCCUAGCCCCGACCAUUUUUUGUUAGGAAAUUUCUUGGAAAUGGUUAAACCUAGGGGUGGAAUGCAUUGGGCAGAAAAAUAUGGCGGUGUAUACAGGUGUUAUGGAUUAUUCAAUGAACCAAGAGUUCAUAUUCUCGACGAAAAAAAUAUUCAAAAAGUACUUGUUAGUGAUGCGUAUACUAAGUUUGGUAGAAAAAUCGCCACGGGAUCUUUCAAGAGGAUUAUUGGAGAAGGUCUUUUGGCGCUAGAUGGUGACGUACACAAAAGACACCGUAGACUGAUGAAUCCAUCGUUCGGUCAUAACAGUAUUAAGGUAAAUAUUUACAUUAACAGCGGGGUUUCUAAUAUAGUGAAAGAUCAAUGGAAGCAUGAAAUAAAGAAUAGUCAAAAUGUUAAUAAUAAUAUUGAUAAAAAAAGUGCAAUAAUUGAUGUUGGUCGUUAUAUGGGAAAAAUAUCUUUGGAUGUUAUUGGCAUAGUUGGGUUUGAUUCUGAAAUAAAAUCUUUAACGGGAACAUCAAGACUUGCAGAAACAUUAAGCACUCUUUUGGAUAACAACGACGUGUUAGCGAUUAGUUUAUUAGCACUUGCUUUACCCAUAGUGAAUUAUCUGCCAUUAAAAAUGAAUAAAGAUAUCGAAAACGCUGCGGUUGAAAUUGAAAAAAUUACAAAGGAAUUGGUUCAAGAUAAAUUUGAUAAAUUGAAACAAGGUAAAUUGGAUAGCAAUGAUUUGGUAAGUGUAUUGGUGAAAGCUAGUUAUGGACAGGAAAUAGAUAAAAGUGAACAAAUGAGCUUUGAAGAAAUAAGAAAUCAGAUUAUGACAUUUUUGAUAGCGGGAUAUGAGACAACCGCUGUUAUGUUGUCUUGGGCAUUGUAUUAUUUAUCCAAAGAUCAAGAAAUUCAGGACAAACUGAGAGAAGAGAUUGUUAAAGAAUUUCCUGAUAAAGAUUUUGAGCCAAAUUUUGAUCAGAUCAAUUCCAUGGAAUAUUUAAAUGCGGUUUGCAAAGAAAUUCUUAGAAUUUCCCCUCCAGCUUUAUUUUCACAUCGUGUUGCAAAAGAAGAUGUCAUGAUUGAUGAAUAUCUUGGCACGGAAAUUCUCAUACCAAUUUAUCAAAUUCACCAUAUGGCAUCAAUUUGGGGUGAUGAUGUCGAAGAAUUUAAACCAUCACGUUGGUUUACAGAAAAAGUUAAAGGUCUUUCUCAUUACAAUUAUCUGCCAUUUGCGGCUGGGCCAAGAUCAUGUAUUGGUAAUAAGCUUGCAUUAAAUGAAGCGAAAGUUGUCUUGUGCACUUUAUUAAGAAACUUCCAGUUCCAUGAAGUCGAAGGUUUCAAAAUUACAAGUAAAAUAAGUAUCACUCUUAGACCUGAUCCUACUGUGAAGUUAUGGUUGCUCGAUGGCCGUGGUAAACAUAAAAAAAAGAUCGCUUUAUGUGAAUCUUGUGACUUCAUGGAGAGUAAUAAUGUAAGUGGUAUAUAG
This is a messenger RNA of Entrophospora candida, 1482 nucleotides long. The record is from the annotation of a GenBank genome assembly. Lineage: Eukaryota; Fungi; Glomeromycota; Glomeromycetes; Entrophosporales; Entrophosporaceae.